Messenger RNA from Alternaria alternata, 1263 nucleotides. RefSeq lists its product as hypothetical. Bases 1 to 1263 code for a protein of 420 amino acids. The record is from RefSeq and is a predicted model, not a curated record. NCBI's taxonomy places the organism in Eukaryota, Fungi, Ascomycota, Dothideomycetes, Pleosporales, Pleosporaceae. The transcript has 3 exons.
AUGUCGUCACUACGCAAGAAGGAUGUAAGUCAUGGUGAGGUCCACGAUAACCAUUGGCCGCCUAUCGUAGGCGCCGGGGAUGCGACUUCAUCAUCCUCUUUUACGGUGAAGCAGAGGGAGUCAGGUGUCCACCCGGACUCAAGGGUCACAGAUGGCUAUACGUCGAACAAUCUAGCUGCAAAUAUGUGGGAGCCUUUUGAUCAGCCAGUCGCAUUGCCAACACAGGACGCUCCUUCAUCACCUUUCACUAUUCCCAUACGAGAGCCUUUCGGCCCACACGGUUCCCACCCAUUGACGUCUUUUGGUGCUAACAAAGCAGCUGACCGUACUGCGAAUUCUGGAUCGCAAACUCAGCACCAAUCCUUGGGAUUAAACUUACACCAUCGCUCAAGUCCUUCCAUGUCAGUCCUUUCGUGCAAACAACCCCGACAACAGUCGCGCUACUACGCCCAAGCACUGUCCGCAGAAGACAGACUAGCGCUUGUACAGGGCAUAGAGGACGACAGCCUUCAAGAUUGGUUGGGCGAGAGCGCCAAUACUCGUCACGAUAGGCCCGGAGACUUGGUUCCACGCGUGAUGCCAAAGGUGGAGAGAACCAAUGCGCUUACCACUAUGGAGGAUGAUAAGCAGCACAGCCAGCGCGCUUUGUCAAAGCUGACAAAGAAGGUGCGUAAAUUUUUUGGCCUAUCUCAGGUUCAAACCAAGAUUGCUUCUAUUGACGCCAAAAAGGAUGAAGAGUCUGUUUACUCAGAGUCCCGGCGCGCUUCUUGUCAUUCGACGUACAAUUUUCGUUCUUCUACAUUAUCGCCUCCAGAACCAUCUCCGCUACCCGAGUCAAAAUCCACACCAUCAUUCCAGGAGUUUGUGAACAACGCGCCUCGCUAUCACGGCUCACAUGCUCGAGCAGCAAGCAGUGAAGACUACUUCUCGCAACAUUCCAAUUCUCGGAUAAGCACCUGUAACGCGAACUGCACCUCAUCCCUAGCAUCCAAUUCCGGUCCACUAUCAUCAUCCGAUACCUCCACCCGUGUUCGCAGUCCUCUACUCCAGGAAGUGAAGUUCCGGGCUAACCCAGAGACGACGUUCGAUUCUCUCCUUGCGCCACACAAAUCUGGGAAGGGUGAGGUAUUGAAGGAUUCAAAAUAUGCACAGAAGGUCAAGACACCAAAGGCGAGCCCAAACCUAAACGCGAAGACUAAGAGGUUGACAAAGAUGCCCUCGAUACCGUUGCUGCUGAGGCGUGGUAGUAGAACCGAAGAAUAA